Messenger RNA from Oreochromis aureus, 2674 nucleotides. RefSeq names its product E3 ubiquitin-protein ligase RNF31. Lineage: Eukaryota; Metazoa; Chordata; Actinopteri; Cichliformes; Cichlidae. The transcript has 17 exons. Bases 109 to 2391 code for a protein of 760 amino acids. Gene Ontology annotation, molecular function: K48-linked polyubiquitin modification-dependent protein binding; ubiquitin protein ligase activity; linear polyubiquitin binding. The record is from RefSeq and is a predicted model, not a curated record. Gene Ontology annotation, cellular component: LUBAC complex. Gene Ontology annotation, biological process: protein linear polyubiquitination; protein transport.
AGGCGCGUCUGUUUUUCCAGUCGGGUCAGUUAGCUUGUUAGCAUGUGACUGUGGGAGCGGCUGGAUGUUCAAGCUCUUCACCGCUUCUGGGAACCAUUUGUGGGGGAGAUGCCGCAGGUCGAGCGGAAGGCGGAGCUCCGCACUCUGACGGAGUGUGGGUACCUGCAUCCAGGUGAGACCCUGUGUGACCUUCACUCGGUUCAGUCUCUGUUCCCUGAUCUUCGUCUCUACGUUGAUUUUUACUGUUUCCCAAACAAACAGAAGAAGAAGUUGUUGUUUCUCGCUGGGACACUUCCUGUUCAGUACGAAGGAAGUGAGUAUAAUAUCCCAGUAUGCAUCUGGCUCCAUGAGACGCACCCGUCAUCGAGGCCUCGCUGUUAUGUUUGCCCAUCGGUCUCCAUGGUGAUAAACUCGACCUGUCCCUGCGUGGACGCUGCCGGGGACAUCAGGCUGGACGCGCUCACAAACUGGGCUGAGGGUGUGUCCAACCUGUCACUACUCGUGUCAGAGAUGAGGCGGGCCUUCCAGAAGGAUACCCCCCUUUAUAGCAGGUGCCCUGUGCAAACUCCGCCCCCUGCAGGUGGACAGGUGUCAGCUGACAGCCUCCAAAGUCCCCUGCACACCUGCACCUCCUCCUCCCCACAGGGUCGCCAACUUUCUGAAGUCACCUACCAAAGUCCCACCCACUCUGUCGCAGCCAACCAGUGUGAGCAGAGUGCGGACGUGAGGGCAGCGAGGUCAUACACCGAUGAACUGCUGGGGAUUGACUUCAGUGCUCUGCCUCCCACCUCCAACCGCCACACCAACCCCUUCCUAAACUCCUCCUCAGGUACAGAACCCCUCAGCAGGAUGAUGGGUGAGCUGAGGCUAGAUGCAGACUCGCCUGCACGAUCUGUCCAAUCAGAAGCAGCGCGACGCCUCCCAGGUACGGCACGGCCAUUCGCCGCAGCACCUGAGCUACAGCAUCCUCAGAGAUCUCAGUUACAAGCGGACCAGGUGAGCCGGACUCUGGCGUCUCGGCAGCUUCUCCGGUCUGUGUCUCGGACGGCGGCGCAGCUCCCUCCGGACCAGGCGGCGGUCUUUCUGUCUCUGAUGGCGAUGGAGGGGCGGAGCUUCACUCUGGCCGAUGUCUUGGAAGCGGUCCAGAUCAACAGAGACUUCGCAUCAGCUCUCAGGUUCCUGAGCCACAGCUGCCCCAUCUGUCAAGAGCAGGUGUCCUUCAGCAAGAUCAUCACAAUGACGCACUGCUCCUGCUUCCUGUGUCAGACGUGCUUCAAGACGUUCUUCACAACGGCCAUUAAGGAGCGCAGUGUCGAUCAGCUGGUCUGUCCCCAGUGUGGCCGACCGGAGGUCAGAGGUCAGGGCGGGCUGGAAGAGUCCAUGGACUACUUCAACCUGCUGGAUACACAGAUCCGCCACUUCCUGCCUGCUGACGUCCACGAGCUGUUCCAGAGGAAACUCAGAGACCGAGCUCUGCAGGAGAUGCCCAACUUCUGCUGGUGUGCUCACUGUUCAUUCGGGAUGCUGCACGAGGCCCAGCGCCUCAGGAUGGACUGUCCAAGCUGUAAGAAGAGCACCUGUUCUCAGUGCAGAUCACCUUGGUCCCCCCAGCAUCAGGGUCUGUCCUGUGAGCAGUUCCAAGUGUGGCAGCAGCAGAACCAGCCGGACCCUCACAGCACCUCCCUGCUGUACAGCAGCAUCGAGUGUCCAAACUGCCAGCUGGUCUUCAGCCUGUCCAAAGGGGGUUGUCUCCACUUCACCUGCAGUCAGUGCGGUCAUCAGUUCUGCGGCGGCUGCAGUCAGCGCUUCGUUCUGGGCUCGGUGAGUUCCAGCUGUGUUCUGUACUGUACGACCAAAGGUCUUCAUGCUCACCACCCCAGAGACUGCCUGUACUACCUGAGGGACUGGAGCCUGACCCGCCUCCACCUGCUGCUGCAGCAUUACAGAGUGUCUCCCUCCUGGUUGGAACCGCCCAAGGCCAGCUCACCUGACACCACUCUGCCAGCGUCCUGUCCAGUGCUGGAGCUGAGAGACGACGGCAGCCAGAGGGAGGAGCCCUGUGGUCGACCUGCGUUACCUGAACACCGAGGAUACUGCCAGUCACACUAUAAGGAGCGUUUGGUGGAGCUGAUUAACCGUUGCCGUGCUGACCCAGCUGUCCUCUUCAGUCUGGCAGAAAUAAAGGCGGAGCUUCAGCGUUGGCAUGUUACCGUGCCGACCAGAAAACCCGAUGAGCCAGAGCCGCUCUACACUCAUCGCCUCCGCAUGAUGCUGACCAAUAGCGUUCCUCUCAGGAAACAGCGCUGCUCUCCGGUUAAACGCAUUAACAACCUCUGUCCUCUGCCCCCUCCUGCUGGAGCCCCGCCCCCUCAUGUGCUGCUAAGCGAUUGACUCCACCCACUCCUAAAGUAUGACCUCCCACUACACCCAUCAGCUGCUAUGACAGGGCGGCCCUGUGUUUUGAUUGGCUUAGCACAAAUAUACUAAUCAGGGACCAAAUAUGAGCAGCCAAUCAGAGUUAGCUAGAGGUGGCUAACGAUGGAAGCUGCCAGUUUUAGCAUCUGUUAGCAUGUGUUGAGCAGACUUCAGGAGGCGCAGUUUGAGCAUCCUGUUUUUGUUCGCUGCACUUUACCUGUUUAACCAAGUUUAAUGAAUAAAUGAGUCCUAGCAUACA